UCUCUCUCUCCCUCUCUCUCUCUCAGAAGUGUCAUGGCUUUCGCCACUGGUCUCGCCUGCUUCGUCGUUUCCUCCCUCCUGUCUCCGCCGUUCCUCGCCGUCGCCGCCUCCUCCGUCGAACCAUAACCUCCGAUACAUCGACGCCGCCGCCGCCGCCGCCGUCGUCGUCCCGACAUGGGUUAUCUCUCAUGCAGCGGCGAGACCGCCGUAGCCACCUGCGACCCCUACGGCUGGGAUUGCAAGAGAAUCGCCACCACCGCCAACGCCGCCGCCACCGCCAAGCACAAGAAGCCCGCGAAGAAGAUCCGCAAGUUCUCCUACUGCGACCUCGUGAAGGCCACCGAUGGCUUCUCCGCCGAGAGCUUCCUCGGGAGGGGCAGCCACGGCUGCGUCUACCGCGCCGUCCUCGACGACGGCAAGCUCGUCGCCGCCGUCAAGAGGACCAAAGUGCCCUCCAACCCGUCGGCGGCGGCGGCGGCGAUGGCCAACAGCAAUCUCAAUCUCAUCUUCAACGACGGAAACAACAGCAACGCGAGCCCGGCGGAGAACGAGGUUGAGAUCCUGUCCCGGGUUCACAGCCCGAGGCUCGUCAACCUCAUCGGCUUCUGCGACGACGUGUCGGACGGCCAGCUCCAUCUCGUCGUCGAGUACAUGCCGAACGGGUCGCUGUACGACCUGCUGCACCGGAGCUCCAGACCGCCCGGGUGGACCCGGCGGAUCCGGUUCGCGCUCCAGGUGGCGAAGGCGGUCCAGUGCCUGCACUCGGCGGACCCGCCGGUGAUCCACCGGGACAUCAAGUCGUCCAACGUGCUGAUCGACGGGGCGUCGAACGCGAGGCUGGGCGACUUCGGGCUCGCUCUGAGGGGGCACGUGGAGGACGUACGCGCCAGGUGCACCCCGCCGGCGGGGACGCUAGGCUACCUCGACCCGGGCUACCUCCAGCCGUCCGAUCUCAGCGCCAAGAGCGAUGUGUUCAGCUUCGGCAUCUUGUUGCUCGAGAUCGUCAGCGGCAGGAACGCUAUCGACGUGAACUUCAGCCCCCCUUCCAUAGUCGACUGGGCAGUGCCCUUGAUCCGGCGCCGCGCGUUCGACGCGAUCUGGGACGACCGGAUCGACCCGCCGGCGGACCCCGCGGCGGUGCGGAGCGUGGCGGCGCUGGCGGCGAGGUGCGUCAAGGGGAGCGCGCGGAGGCGGCCGGAGAUGGCCGAGGUGGUGGAGGGUCUGAGGGAGGCGAGCCGGAGGGCCCGCGCGUGGCGGAACUGGGGGAGGCGGCGGCGGGCGGGGGCAAGCGCGGGCGUCGACGACGCGGCGGCGGGGGCGGCGAUGAGAUGGCGAAGACGAUGAGGAGGAUCGGGAGCGGCGGGAGGAGCAAGAGCAAGGUCUCCAGCGUUCCGAGCGCGGAGCGAGGGAGCGAGGGAUCUCGCGUCGCCGGCGUCGAGCACAAAACCGUCGCGACUGGUUCCGGCGAUCACGUGGUGAGGU
Molecule: messenger RNA, 1482 nt
Organism: Syzygium oleosum
Lineage: Eukaryota; Viridiplantae; Streptophyta; Magnoliopsida; Myrtales; Myrtaceae
Product: serine/threonine-protein kinase-like protein At1g28390
Biological process (GO): protein phosphorylation
Cellular component (GO): plasma membrane
Molecular function (GO): protein kinase activity; ATP binding
Source: RefSeq, a predicted model, not a curated record